AUGGCCGAAAACAGUAUGGCACAGAAGCAGGUGGAGGGAUCCCGAUUAAAACGUACAUUUACGUUGCCUCGUAAUCCCUUCGGAAGCACAAAACCUGGAUCUAGUAAAAACAAAACUAACGAAAAUGACAUUAAACCAACUAGCACAAGUUCCGUCAUAGGUGAAACUACAAAGGAUGAUAAUGUAGAAAGGAAGUUAUUUAGAAGGCCAUCAUGGAAAAGAUUCUUGAAUAAGAUAGCGCAACACAUGAAUACUGUUCAUGUAUCAGGUGUAAAGUCAGCACCAGCAUUAAUGAAUGGUGAACGAGUGCCAUGUAGUGGAGAUCCCCCAUGGCCUCCUGGUUCUACUCCGGCAGCUACUGGCAUCAAAAACCAUGGCAACACCUGCUACAUGAAUGCAGUACUGCAGUGCCUUUCACAUACUGACGUUAUUGCUGAAUAUUUUGUACUGGAGCACUAUAAAGUAGAUUUACAAAAGAGAAAUAAAAUAAAUUCAAAAAAGUAUGGCACUCGUGGAGAAGUAACAGAACAAUUGGCAGCCUUAUUAAAAGCUCUCUGGGCAUGUCACUAUACGGCUGAUAUGAGUACUGCAUUUAAGGGUGCAGUUGAAAGGCAUGGCACGCAAUAUAGAGGGAACAGUCAACAUGACGCUCAAGAGUUUCUAUUCUGGCUACUAGAUAAAGUUCAUGAAGACCUGAAUACGGCAACUAAGAAAAAAUAUAAAACUAUUAAGAAUACCGGUGGUAAGCCUGAUGAAGUUGUUGCUGCUGAAACAUUAGCUAAUCAUGCAAGAAGAAAUAGCUCAUUUGUGCAGGCUGUAUUUCAAGCCCAGUACAGAUCUGCAUUAACAUGUGCCAAAUGUGAGCGCACAUCUUGUACAUUUGACCCCUUCCACUGCGUGAGUGUGCAGCUACCCUCGAGAUUAGCUACAACGCAACCUUCCCCACUGCCUAUCAAUGUAGUAUAUGUUAACCAGCAGCCAAGACAGGUGCGCAUUGGUAUAGAACUUACGCCCAGUACUACUAUGGACGAAUUACGAACUACACUCCACAAUGACACGGGCAUUGAUCGUGAUCACAUAAUACUUGCAGAAAUUAAUGAAAUGGGUUGGUGCAACGCUCGUGCGGGGUGGGAGGCAGCUGGGAUAGAUUUCGGGGCGUUGUAUUGUAUGGAAGCGCCUUCGUUAUUGCAGACACCCACCACGCCUUAUCUACUCAUCUUGUGGGUCAAUCUACUCGAGGGAGAGAGAUUCGGGUCGCCUUACGCAAUGCAAGUGCCUCGCGAGAUCUCGUACGAGGACUUACAGAAGCUGAUGCUAAAGGAGAUGUGCCAGGUGGUGGCCGAGCGCGUGCUCGAGAACUCGCAGGGACACGACAUCUUCCGCGCUAGGAUAGCCGAGGCACACCGUCCAAGAGACCCCGCCUAUUUACAGCCUGAGCUUCCUCAUCCACUGUUUUCUCUGGAUGUGGAACAAGCGUUGUGCUCACACGACAAGUAUCCACACCUUCGACUGGAACUGCUGUGGGACCCAGCCCACAGGGACAGCAUAAUCCGUUCUAUGGGCGAGGCGUGCGAGGUGCACGUGUCGGCGGCGCGCGCGGGCGGCGGCGACCCGCUCACGCUGCGCGCCUGCCUCGCGCACUACACGCGCGCCGAGCACCUCGCGCAGGAGGACGCCUGGCGGUGUCCCCAGUGUCAACGGUACAUGCCAGUGGUAAAGACACUCGGACUGUGGUCUCUUCCGGAUAUCUUAGUAAUACAUUUAAAAAGAUUUCGACAGCAAGCUAAAGGUCGUUCGAGUACAAAGUUAACAGCUAUGGUUGAAUUUCCGUUAAAUGAUUUCGAUAUGACGCCACACCUUGUGAGAAAAAAUGUACAAAUAGCAGAAUCGCCGGGCCACUCGCGGUCGCCCCGGCGUCGACAUUCUAAAACACCAGUGUCAAACCCACAAGAGAACAUAUACGAUCUCUACGCUGUCUGUUACCAUCACGGAGAUGACCUCGAGACCGGCCAUUACACAGCUGCCUGCAAAAACCCAUACGAUGGACAUUGGUACAAAUUUGACGAUUCGAAAGUGACGCCGGUAGAUGAUGAAAAUGCCUACAGUGAGUUAGUUAAUAAUACUGCUUAUAUGCUUUUUUAUAAACGUAAAAAACCAAUCGUGACACAUUCGUGUUCGUCUGACGAAGGCGGGCAUUGGGCGUUACGAAUGCCGAAAUUUGUGAAACGAACGACCGAAGCACUAAACGAAUUGUCAGAGGUUAAGGAGGAGAGCGUAAUCGAACAGGUUAAGAUUGAACAGUCAAACAAUGAGCCGGACUCAGAGUCUGACAUAACUGCCGUCACCCGUAGCCCGUCUCUGUCUCGAAGCGUGGCCAGCCUGCUCGACGACAGUGCCACUGAACCAAUUGCUCCUGUUAAACACACGGUUACUGUGAUUCAUAACGCCACGACUACCACAAACGUGCAGUUGCCGUUAUCUCCUGCUCUCCAGAGGCCACUAAUAGUUGAAGUUAACGGUAAUAAUACGACCGACGAUAGAAGCGAAAAUGAAAACGAAAGUAGCGUGUCAUUGGAGCCGUACAUUCAUAAAGAUGUGCACGUGAAUCCUAAGAUGACGCCUGUGGACACACGAAGGCCGCGCUCGGUAGAUUAUCCGAACAGAUCGAAUGUAACGUCGACUACGGCUAGAGAUACCAACAGGAAUUAUGAAAGUUCUCCUUUAGUAGCUAGUAUAAACGAGGUCGAGUAUCACCCCACCACUGAAGACUUAAUGUUGUCAAUGUUCCAGGAGUCUAAGUUCAUUGUUUCUAGGCACACCAAUCAUGUUACCGGGGAAUCUCAUAGGGCAGGAGAGAAGUCUUCUGUUUGGAAAACUCGAAUAUCUACAUGA
Molecule: messenger RNA, 2892 nt
Organism: Arctia plantaginis
Lineage: Eukaryota; Metazoa; Arthropoda; Insecta; Lepidoptera; Erebidae
Source: the annotation of a GenBank genome assembly